Vombatus ursinus (common wombat) is the source of this 783-nucleotide messenger RNA. RefSeq names its product SFT2 domain containing 3 (gene SFT2D3). Bases 53 to 739 code for a protein of 228 amino acids. The record is from RefSeq and is a predicted model, not a curated record. The transcript has a single exon. Gene Ontology annotation, biological process: vesicle-mediated transport. Lineage: Eukaryota; Metazoa; Chordata; Mammalia; Diprotodontia; Vombatidae. Gene Ontology annotation, cellular component: membrane.
GGCGACUACGGGUGACCCGGAUGCACUCCAGGCGACUCCCGCCCCCUCUACCAUGGCGGACCUCAACCGGCAGCUGCAGGAAUACUUGGCCCAGUCAAAAGGCGCCGGCUCGGCGGAUACCGUCCCCCUGCUGCCCGCGGAGGGAAAGGAGGCGGCGGAGGCCGGGAGGACGUCCUCGGUGGGAGUCUGGCUGGGCCGAGUGAACCCCUUCCCGGGCCGGGGCGGCCUCGGCUGGGCCUGGCUGCGGGGGCCGGCGCUGCCGCCUGAGGACCCCGACCGGGGCCCAGGGCCGCCGUGCCUGCCGAGCCUGUCGCGCUGGCAGCGCCUGUCAGCGAGCGGGGUGUGCCUGGUGUUGGCGGCGCUCUGCUUCGGGCUGGCCGCGCUCUACGCGCCGAUGCUGCUGCUCCGCGCCCGCAAGUUCGCCCUGCUCUGGUCGCUGGGCUCCGUGUUCGCGCUGGCGGCCGCCGCGUUAUUGCGCGGGGGCCCCGCCUGCCUGCGGCUGCUGCGCUGCGAGGAGCGGCCGUCGCGGGGCGCGCUGCUCUACCUGGCGGCGGUGGGCGGCACGCUCUACGCGGCGCUGGGGCUGCGCAGCACGGCGCUCACGGCGCUCGGCGCCGCCUCGCAGGUGGCCGCGCUGCUGGCAGCGCUGCUGGGCCUGCUGCCCUGGGGCAGUGGCCCGGCCUUGCGCUACGCGCUCGGGGGCCUGUGCGGCGGCCUGGCCCGGACCCUGCCCGUGUGAGCCGCCCGGCCUGCUGAGCGCGCACCCCGAGACUGCGGCGGGGA